UGCGGUUUGUUUACAAGAGAGAAUCUUCUGUUCCGCAACAUUUACAUAUUUUUGCCAAAUUAUUUAGUUAUCGGACAAAAUAUUUUAGUGUUGAAUUUGAAAUGAAAGUCAGCUAGUUAUCUUAUACAUUUUUAUGAUGGAUCAAGCAAGUGUUAGACGAGCUGUGCUUAAGUUUUUCCAGGACAACCAUUUGAGCUGCAAACAAGACUGGCUCGACUCCUGUUUGGAAUAUUUUAUUUCUAACAAUCAGCAGGUUAAGUUUGAAGAAGCAAAGGAGUUUGCACUUGAACAAUGGAAACUUGGAAACCUUAGAGAAAUUGGAGAGCCCACUUUGCCACAAAACAAUCUGCGAGCAGUGAAAGUCACCGAGCUUAAGGGGAUUUUCGCAGUGCAGGUUGAGAAAUUCUGGGACAAGGCUAACUCCAGUUACAACCAGUACAGGAACUACAAAGGAGAGCUGAGCGAAGAAACAAAUAAUGACGAGACCAACGAAGGAGAAGUUGACGUCUCUGAUUGGGGCAAAGGUCCUGGUGCUGGAGAAACAAAGCGAGCGCUGAAGCCACGAAGGUUGCUGAUGGAAAUCUGCGAUGGAAAAACAGAGCUGAAGGCCUUAGAGUGGAAACCGAUUCAAGAACUGUCAGGAAUGGUGUAUCCAGGAGCAAAAAUGGUUAUCAAAGGACCUGUUGUUUGUCGAAAUGGCAUUUUGAUGCUUUGUCCGGAACAUGUGAAACUGUACGGUGGAGAGGUGGAUGACCUAAUUUUUACAAAUGCAAUGGAGAAUCUAAUAGCAGAUUCUUUGGGACUCCCUCUCAACAAUGAUCCGUACACUGGAAAAACGAGCACCCUACCUCCACCUCGGAAACCACAACCUCAAAAACCAGUCUUUCGAAAUCAACCAGCAAGCAGCACAUUCCAGGCAGCAAAUAAUGGAAACCGAUUCCAGCAGAAAUUUGAAACCACAACACAAAAUAAGACGAGCACUCAGAAAAACACAAAUCACACAGGCAGCAACUUGUUUAGUCGACCUUCAAAUUUUGGGAUCAUCUCCCCAAUGGACAAUAAAAGAAGAAAAAACUUUUUCGAUGAUCCUAAUUUCAGCGGCCAAUCCUCUUUAGGCUCAAAAUUUAGCUCGCCUCUGUUAAAAAAGACUGAAGUUCCAUCAAAUUCUACUUGGGAAGAUGAUUUGGACGAUUUUGAGCUGAGUGCUGAAGAUUUGGCACAGUUGGAGUCAUUCGAAAAGCAGCAAUCACAAAAGGUGACCAGGAAGCGGCAGACACCAAGUCCAGUGGCUGACUUUGAUUUUGAGGACGAUGCUAUGGAAGAAAUUCAAAGACUAGAACAAAAAGCCAGAGCAUCGAAAAGGCCACACUUGGAACCUCCAUCAAAUUCCCAGCCUCUUGCCAGGAUAAGGCCAAUUGUGAAGAAUGAAAGGAGGGAAGAGCCUAUUGAAGAUCAGGUGCCUCCAAAACGUCCUCUAGUAAAAACUCCCAAUUUGAAGACUUUCUUGAGCAGAACAGUUACUGCAAAGAAAAUGAUUCCUCCAGAGAAAAUCAUUCCUCCGAAGCAGCCGACCAAAAUCAAAGUGAGCACCAGACCUUUCAUAUACCUCAAGCAGCUGCAGGGGAAGUGGCGGAAGAGAGCAACCAUCAAAGCAACAAUCAUUUCACUUUUGAAGAAAUUGAGCACUACCAAUCAACGGUGGAGCCUCACUGCGAGGAUAACCGAUUCCACAGCUUUUUUGGAUGUUGAUUUUGGGAACAGAAUUUUAGAAAAAAUGAUGGGAAUCAAGUGCAAAGACUUUUUGAGAUCAAAGCUUGAUAGGGAAAGAAAGACGAAGCUUGUCGGUGCCCUGAAGUCCAAGCUGAUUGACUGUGAUUGCUUGAUGGUCUUGAAGUUCCAAGACAACAAGCUGCCCAAAGUGAUCAAAUUAAAAAAGGUUGGGCACAAGCAUGUGUUAGAAUUCAAGACCCGACAGCGGACCCUUGAUCGAUCGAACUGACUUUUAAGACAUGAACCGUUUUACUUCUACAUUUGAGGUUCCAUUUUAAAUAAAUUACUAGUUUUUCACA
Neocloeon triangulifer is the source of this 2069-nucleotide messenger RNA. Its product is annotated as recQ-mediated genome instability protein 1-like. Gene Ontology annotation, molecular function: nucleotide binding. NCBI's taxonomy places the organism in Eukaryota, Metazoa, Arthropoda, Insecta, Ephemeroptera, Baetidae. Bases 134 to 1999 code for a protein of 621 amino acids. The transcript has 9 exons. The record is from RefSeq and is a predicted model, not a curated record. Gene Ontology annotation, biological process: resolution of meiotic recombination intermediates; double-strand break repair via homologous recombination. Gene Ontology annotation, cellular component: RecQ family helicase-topoisomerase III complex; nuclear body.